Molecule: messenger RNA, 390 nt
Organism: Colletotrichum karsti
Lineage: Eukaryota; Fungi; Ascomycota; Sordariomycetes; Glomerellales; Glomerellaceae
Product: endoribonuclease L-PSP
Exons: 3
Coding region: 1-390 (129 amino acids)
Cellular component (GO): mitochondrion; cytosol
Molecular function (GO): deaminase activity
Source: RefSeq, a predicted model, not a curated record
AUGUCAUCCGUCAAGACCCUCGUCCUCACCGAUAAGGCUCCUAAGCCUCUUCCGGGCAUCUACAGCCAAGCCAUCAUCGCCAAUGGCAUGGUCUUCUGCUCCGGCGCCGUCCCCAUGGACCCCGAAACCAUGAAGAUCAUCGACGGUGACGUCCAGGCUCACACCCAUCAAUGCAUCAAGAACCUGACGGCGGUCUUGGAGGGUGCCGGCACUACUAUCGAUAAGGUUGUCAAGGUAAACGUCUUCCUGGCCGACAUGGAGGACUUCGCCGACGUGAACGCGGUCUACUGCACAUACUGGGGCGACGUGAAGCCUUCUAGAACUUGUGUGGCCGUGAAGACUCUGCCGCUUGGUGUGGAUGUUGAAAUUGAGUGUAUCGCUGUGUUGUAA